Molecule: messenger RNA, 624 nt
Organism: Saccostrea cuccullata (small rock oyster)
Lineage: Eukaryota; Metazoa; Mollusca; Bivalvia; Ostreida; Ostreidae
Product: temptin-like
Exons: 3
Coding region: 51-479 (142 amino acids)
Source: RefSeq, a predicted model, not a curated record
GAUAAGCCUAAAGUGUUCUAUAUAUACGUGUGUGUGAAAAAGUACAGUGCAUGUUACAAGAAUUCAUUAUGAUUAGGAUACUCCUCUGUUUCGUUGGAGGCAUUUCUGUGGGUGCUCAUCCAUAUUACAGAGAUGUAAUUCCCAAUGGGUACGCAGUGUUCAACCCGUGUGGCGGGGGAUUUUGGGAGGCAGUGGGACAUUACAACGCCCUUCAUCACACACAUGACAAAAAUCCGUUUGGACUAGCCUUCGCCGCUGCUGGACAUCAGUGGACAACUGCCCUUUGUAACGCAGACUCAGAUGGUGAUGGGGUCACCAAUGGGGCUGAGUUAGGUGAUCCCAAUUGUACUUGGACUGCAGGGGACACUCCAGAGGGUAAAUCAACUGGUCAACCAGGAAUCUGUGAGCCCAUUGGUUCCGGGGCUUGUUCUUCUGUUGCUUUCCAUUGUGGUUGUCAUGGACAUGGCUGUGUUGGUUAAUUCAGAUUUCAUAAUAAAAGUGUUUGUAAUUGUUUUAAACAUACAGACGAUUUAUUUUCCAAGCAGUACUGGGAAUCCAGUUAAUUGUGUAAACUUAUAUGUUUUAAAAAUACGAAUAUUUAAAUAACAUCAUUUCCAAAAGAUG